AUGGCUGAAAUUGGAAAUGGGCCUACCCCCCAGGUGCCAGUCAGCCUGGAAACAAUUUUCCCCCAACCGGAGAUUCCAUAUCCUCAACCGGAAGAGACCACCGAGACUGUCAAAGGAGGAUCUACCCCCCAGGUACCAGUGACACCCGAGACAGCUACCCCUGCCCCAAAGACCCCAUACCCUCAACCGGAAGAGACAACCGGAAGCUUCGAAGGAGGGCCCACCCCCCAGGUGCCAGUCAGCCCGGAAACAACUUUCCCCCAACCGGAGACUCCAUAUCCUCAACCGGAAGAGACCACCGAGACUGUCAAAGGAGGGCCCACCCCCCAGGUGCCAGUCAGCCCGGAAACAACUUUCCCCCAACCGGAGACUCCAUAUCCUCAACCGGAAGAGACCACCGAGACUGUCAAAGGAGGGCCUACCCCCCAGGUGCCAGUCAGCCCGGAAACAACUUUCCCCCAACCGGAGACUCCAUAUCCUCAACCGGAAGAGACCACCGAGACUGUCAAAGGAGGGCCUACCCCCCAGGUGCCAGUCAGCCCGGAAACAACUUUCCCCCAACCGGAGACUCCAUAUCCUCAACCGGAAGAGACCACCGAGACUGUCAAAGGAGGGCCUACCCCCCAGGUGCCAGUCAGCCCGGAAACAACUUUCCCCCAACCGGAGACUCCAUAUCCUCAACCGGAAGAGACCACCGAGACUGUCAAAGGAGGGCCUACCCCCCAGGUGCCAGUCAGCCCGGAAACAACUUUCCCCCAACCGGAGACUCCAUAUCCUCAACCGGAAGAGACCACCGAGACUGUCAAAGGAGGGCCUACCCCCCAGGUGCCAGUCAGCCCGGAAACAACUUUCCCCCAACCGGAGACUCCAUAUCCUCAACCGGAAGAGACCACCGAGACUGUCAAAGGAGGGCCUACCCCCCAGGUGCCAGUCAGCCCGGAAACAACUUUCCCCCAACCGGAGACUCCAUAUCCUCAACCGGAAGAGACCACCGAGACUGUCAAAGGAGGUAAAGAUGGAACCAGAAAUGUUCAGUCGAAGCUCAUGAUGAGUACCAGCCAGAAAAGAGGACAGAUCACCAAGCUGAAACCAAGACCUCUUGGCUUAAAAGAAGGACUGACCGAGAUGUACCAGGGGGAGCUGCUCUGUGACGUCACGCUGGUGGCCGAUGGACAGAGAUUUCCUUGCCACAGAGCCUUGCUGGCAGCCGUGAGUCCUUAUUUCCGGGACGUCUUCGUCCAAGGUGGGAAAGAGCUGGAGGGGUCGGAGGUCCAGCUGGAGAACGUCCCUCCGUCCCUCCUGCAAAACAUCCUGAAGUACAUCUACACGGAAGAGCUCGCACUCACGGCCGAUCUGGCUCCGUCGCUCUUCACCGGAGCCAGCCAGCUGCAGAUCAUCCCCUUGGAGACCGUCUGCUGCAGGUUCCUGGUGGCCAAUCUCUCGGUCCAGAACUGCUUUGAGAUGUAUUCCUUAGCCCAGGUGCACCACAGCAAGCCUCUCCUCCACGCGGUCCUUCAGCUCCUGAUCCGGAAUUUUGAGCAGACGUUCGAAGGGGACAAUUUCCUCCGACUGGAUCCCAACGACCUCACCGCCAUCAUCUCCGACGACGGGCUCGAAGUGGCUUCCGAGCUGAAGGUCUAUCAGGCGGUACGGCGGUGGGUGCAGGGCGAGGCCAGCCAGCGCCGACACUUCCUCGGACAUCUUCUGCAACAAAUCCGCUUCCCCCUCUUGGGUCCCGAGGAGCAAGACAUCCUCCGGGAAGAUCUGCUGAAAUGGGACGAUUUCGGUCUCGAACGGAAAGUUAUGGACGGCCCAGAACGGUUGCGAGAAAGCUGCGGGCUGCGCCAAGGCAUGUACAAGCCGCACAUCCUCUGCAUCGACACCCAGAUGUGCGAGUAUCAGCAGCUGGAGAGCGAAGAGGCCCAUGUGAGCUGCUACGAGCCGCAGGCCGAAGUCUGGGAGAAACUCCCCGGCAUGCAAUCGUUGACCCACGCUUGCUGUACCUCCAACGGAGACAAGGUCUAUCUCUCGGGAGGCGUCCACAAGAACGCGUACUCCAACGCCGUCUACGAAUUCGAUGCCUUCACCAACCAGUGGCGGCAGCUCCCGGCCAUGGCGGUGCCCCGGGCGGCCCACGGCUUCGUGUUCGACCGCCAAAAACUCUACGCCAUGGGGGGCUGGCGCAGAUUUCAGAGUUUCCUAAACCUGGCCGAGAUCCUGGACCUCGACACGGGGAUCUGGACUCCGAUGGCCAAGUUGCCCUUCGCCCUGAGCCACCCGGCCUCCAGCGUGUUGCGGGAGAAGGUGUACCUCCUUGGAGGUGCCACCGGGGUCUCCAACCACUGGCUGUUCCACAAGGGAGUCUUGAUCUACGCGAUAGCUUCCAACACGUGGACACAGGUCCCUCUGGCGACGGGCUUCUUCGCGGCGGGCGCUGUGGCUACCGAGAACGGCAUCUACGUCAUUGGGGGUUACACCGAGAAGAAGAACGAGGAUUGGCAGGAGAGGGCCCUCGUGCCGGAGAACCGCCACAGCACCCGUAAAUGUUUCUUCGUCAACGAAUCCGGCAAGGUGAACCCCAACGUGGCCAUUCCCAAGCUGCGGCGAGGCCUGGCUAACGCUGCGGUGGUUCGCUGCGGCAAACGGAUCUACGUGUUGGGCGGAGAAGAUCUCUCCCAGCGGUACAAAGUGAUCUAUCACUGGCAGCCGGGCGAGUCCCGCUGGCACAGGGCCAGCGCCGAAAUCCCGGUGCCGCGAGAAGGCAUCAGCAGAUUUGGGUGCGCGACGCUGUUGAGACCCAAGCCUCACAUCCUCCAACUCUUCCAAGUGACGUCGGUGGUCAUUGUGUCGGCGAUCGCCAAAUCGUAG
Molecule: messenger RNA, 2868 nt
Organism: Thamnophis elegans (Western terrestrial garter snake)
Lineage: Eukaryota; Metazoa; Chordata; Lepidosauria; Squamata; Natricidae
Product: kelch-like protein 3
Exons: 15
Coding region: 1-2868 (955 amino acids)
Molecular function (GO): protein binding
Source: RefSeq, a predicted model, not a curated record